Closterium sp. Naga37s-1 is the source of this 2874-nucleotide messenger RNA. Lineage: Eukaryota; Viridiplantae; Streptophyta; Zygnematophyceae; Desmidiales; Closteriaceae. The record is from the annotation of a GenBank genome assembly.
AUGGCGUCGAUGAAACUCGCGUCGUCGUCGAGCAUUGCUCUCCUCGUUCUCAUCGCCGCCUCCGCACUGUUUCCUUCGGGGUGCUUGGCUCAGAGCACCACCAUGAACGCGAAUUUUACCACCAACUUCUUCGGAGGUUACUUGCGCGUUGAUGUCGGGCCCAAUCGCAAUCAGAUCCGCGUGCAGGCGAACCUACCGGACUGGAUUAAGUCGGUUACACCCAAGCAGGAGUACAUUGUGGAGAAAUACACUCUGCCGCCCAGCUUCUCCUCUCUCACGGACGUCAAGCACAUCAUCAUGUCCUUCAGCCCUUCCUCCUGCUACCCCAUCUACAACACCACCAACGUAGCUGCUGAACAGGCUGUCCCCGCAUACCUCGCGUCAGGAUCAGACAUUUGCCUCUCCUGCUACGUCUACCUCACCUUCUCCUUCCUCGACGAGGCCACAGCGAGUCAGAUCGGCAGCAUUUGCACGGAAACAGACAACGGCAUGCUGCGCGGGUACAUCUGCUCCACAGACGAGGGUGCUGAGGUGACGGUGGCGCAGGCGUUUGGGAGUCCGCCGGUGGUGAAUGGCGGCAGGACGUCGGUGGGGUUUCUCUACACGGAGAUGUUUGUGCGCCAGCCCGCUGGCUCCACCAUGCGCCUCCCCUCCGUCCAAGUGGAUCCUCUGGCAAUAAAGGGAAUCGGGUACAUUAUGGUGCCAUCCAAGGGACCUACUCCUCUCCCUGGGGCCUUUGACGCCAUGCCCUUCAUUGCAGGCAAUAACAGCAAGGCUGUGGGCGUUGGGUUAGUGUUCCCAAUCACCCUGGUCACUCAGGCCUCGCUCGCAACUACCCCGUUCAGCAGCAACACAGUGCAGACAGUCACACCCACCGCCUUCCCUGCGCUCUCCAUGAGUGCUACUGCCAACCAGUCGCUCACUCUCAAUGCCUCCGUCAUGCCCCCUGCUGCCCCUGGUGCCGCUGCCGCCUCAUACAACCUCUCUUUCUACAUUGGCAAGGAUGUGGGCGCCUCGUUUGUGACUUUUGAGUCGACUCAAAAGUCACCUCUUUUGUUUCCCCUCUUCUCCCUGCCUCCCUGCCCCCCUGCCUCCCCUCUUCUCCCUGCCUCCCUGCCUCUCUGCCUCCUCUCUUCCCCCUGCACCACGUCGCUCUUCGUGCACGAUAACGACAAAGUGCUGCUCAAGGUGGGGCGGGACUCAAGGUGCGGUGGGAGUCAAGGUGCUCAAGGUAAUGCAGGCACCACGUCGCUCUUCGUGCACGAUAACGACAAAGUGCUGCUCAAGGUGGGGCGGACACGUGCUCGAGGUCCGGCCACGUGCUCAAGCAUACCCCUUAUCUUCCCCUUCCACUCCGACCCAACCUUCACCUCGCAUUUUUCUCCUCCCCUCCCACUUAUCCUCCUCAUGAGAUGCGGGUACUUCACGGUGUGGGCACGAGCAGGGGAGGGGGCGAGGGGAGAGAAGGCGACGAGAAGGGCCGAUGCCUCAUCCGAGGAGCAAGAGAGCACCCGAGGCCUCAUCCGAGGAGCCUCAAACAUCGUUCGAGGAGAGCAAGAGAGCAACCACUCACCGUCAAGUACUCGCAUCGCAUCCCAUGACGGCCGACGCGUCAUCAGAGGAGGACUGCCACUGCUGACACCUGAGCAGCAAUCAGAGGAUUUCCUCACCGUCAAGUACUCGCAUCCCAUGACGGCCGAUGCGUCAUCGGAGGAGGACUGCCACUUCGUGCAGCACUGGCUGGUGCGAGCGGGGGCGAGGCCGCGCAUCUACUUCAAGCCUCAGGACGUGAGGGCUGCAGUGGUGACGUGCGGGGGGCUCUGCCCUGGACUCAAUGACGUCAUCCGCCAGGUGGUGAUGACGCUCAACACGUACGGAGUGGGCGACAUUCGAGGCAUCAAGUAUGGCUUCCGGGGCUUCUUCGAUUCCUCUCUGCACAUACCGCUGAACCGAGCCGUGGUGGACAACAUUCACCUCAUGGGCGGGUCGUUCCUGGGCGUGUCCCGAGGGGGCUCCGACAGCCUUGAUAUCGUCGACUCCAUUCAGAAGGAGGGGAUCAACAUGCUGUUUGUGAUUGGUGGAAACGGCACGCACGCUGGAGCUCUGGCCAUUCACAAGGAGUGUUACAAGAGGGGCAUGAAAGUAGCGGUGGUGGGGGUGCCCAAGACCAUUGACAACGACAUUCUGCUGCUGGACCAGACGUUUGGGUUCGACACGGCUGUGGAGGAGGCGCAGAGGGCGCUGCAUGCCGCCUAUGUGGAGGCGUCCAGUGCAUACAGGGGAAUCGGCAUCGUGAAGCUGAUGGGACGGCAGAGUGGAUUCAUUGCCAUGCACUCGUCGCUGGCCAGUGGACAGGUGGACAUGGCACUUAUCCCUGAGGUGCCCUUUUGUCUGGAGGGGCCCAACGGGGUGCUGCAGCAUCUGGAGUAUCUCCUGGACCGCCAGGGCCACGCCAUCAUUUGCGUGGCAGAGGGCGCAGGGCAGGACCUGGUGCAAGGGGAGGGCGGUACGGACGCGUCAGGAAAUCCAAUCCUGUCGGACAUUGGGGUCUUCCUCUUGAAGCAGGUGCGGCGUCAUUUCAAGUCCAUCGGACGGCCAGCAGACGUCAAGUACAUCGAUCCGACAUACAUGAUCCGCGCGUGCCGCGCAAACGCGUCGGACAGCGUGAUGUGCGCCGUGCUGGGGCAGAACGCCGUUCACGGCGCGUUCGCCGGCUACAGCGGUAUCACCGUGGGGUUGGUCAACUCGCACUACGCGUAUAUCCCGAUUCCCGAAGUUAUCAGGCACGCGCGGCCCGUGGAUCCCAACGGUCGCAUGUGGCACAGGUGUCUCACGGCCACUGGUCAGCCAGACUUCAUUCGGGUGCAACAAUAA